This is a messenger RNA of Zingiber officinale, 1062 nucleotides long. RefSeq lists its product as uncharacterized. The transcript has 4 exons. Lineage: Eukaryota; Viridiplantae; Streptophyta; Magnoliopsida; Zingiberales; Zingiberaceae. The coding region runs from base 343 to 1062 and encodes 239 amino acids. The record is from RefSeq and is a predicted model, not a curated record.
UGCGACGCCGCUGUGCUCCCAAUCGGCGACGCCGCUGUGCUCCCAAUCGGCGACGCCACUGCUCGCGGACGGCCGAUGCCGCCCCUCCACCUCUUCCUCCUCUACUUCCGGUAACCUCGAGCACGACGACAAAAUUCGUCUGAGGAGUUUGCCGCGCUACUCGCGAGCUUCUGCCACCCGCCUCCGAUGAGGAGCUUCACCAGAUGAUGGUCGAGGCCGACUCCAACGGGGGGACAGGUUCAUCCUGGAGGAGUUCAACCGACGAGGACCUUCGCGUCUCUCCUUCACCAGGCGCAUGACGACGCUAUUCCGCCGCGGGGAUGACCGACGCCGCCGCUGGCGAUGCACUGCAGCCGUCAUGCGCAGGCAGGCCGAAACCUCAUCUUCGGCGCAUGGCGGCUGGCCGACUCCCUCCUUCCCUCUUCGAUGGGGCAGUUCACCGUGCGAUAUGAGCCGAUGUCGUGCCUCUUCCUUGUGCGGCAGUGCCGCGUUCCGAAUGCAGCUGAUCCAGGGCUGCUGCCGCAGAGCGUCACCUCCAGCGCCACCUUACCAUCUCCAGUCGUCGUCGUCUUCUCGGCACGACCGGAUCUGAAUCCUAGCCGACUGUCGGCAGCUGCCACGCUGUUGGGGAAGAAAAUGUCGAAGAAGGAGAAGAAGCCAAGCGUGUUUUGGAUUGGAGCUAGAGACGCGCUCUUUGAUUUGGAGACAUCAAAGGAUAUUCUACGUCGAGAGGCGGAUUUGUUCAAAAUUCCUUGCCUAAAGGUGUAUGAUAGGGACAUAAUGGUUAGCAAUAUUAUGCUUCUCCUGGAAGACAAAAAGGAUCUUGUUGGCUUUAAUCAUUGUUCAUGUUUAGAGCCUGCUUGUUCUUGCAAUCUUUCUGAAAAUACUAGAUUAAAAAGGAAGAAGAAGAAGAAGAAGAAUAUGAACCAUAAUUGCAACAUGAAGGGAAAUACAUUCUGUUUGCUUCACCAUAGGAAUCAUCUGUCAUGGCUCGGUUCAAAAUUCUCAAGGACACGAACAUCAGCACUACUUUCAGAUGAAUCAUUGAUCUUGUUGGCUUGA